Molecule: messenger RNA, 1758 nt
Organism: Punctularia strigosozonata HHB-11173 SS5
Lineage: Eukaryota; Fungi; Basidiomycota; Agaricomycetes; Corticiales; Punctulariaceae
Product: MFS general substrate transporter
Exons: 7
Coding region: 117-1592 (491 amino acids)
Biological process (GO): carboxylic acid transport; transmembrane transport
Cellular component (GO): plasma membrane
Molecular function (GO): carboxylic acid transmembrane transporter activity
Source: RefSeq, a predicted model, not a curated record
GCAGAAAGACCCACCUGCGUUCUGUUUCCGUCUGCAUCGGUGUCUUUCCCUCUUGCUCGUAUACGACGCGCAACGACCAUCGGACCUUGACCAGGACCAGUCCUUGUGCUGCAAAGAUGUCGAUGUUCAAGCUGAACAAGCCGCUGUCGCAGGUCUCGCUCAUCUUCGCGUGCGGGACCGCGCUGUUCUCGGACGGGUACGCGAACAACAUCAUCGGGAGCGUCACCACUUGCAUGAGGCGAACCUAUGGCGCGGACAGGGUCAACGCGCACUCCUUCCCGACCGUGUUGUCGUCCCUCACGUUCGCGGGCACGGUCGUCGGCAUGCUCACCUUUGGCUACCUUUCCGACAAGAUGGGCCGUAAAUUUGGCAUGAUGACCGCGACGGGCAUCGUCGCCUUCUUCUCCGCGCUCUCCGCCGGCUCGAGCGGCACCAAUUUGCACGGGCUAGUCGCCAUGCUCGCUGUCUGUCGUUUCUUCCUCGGUAUCGGCGUCGGCGCGGAGUACCCUUGCGGGUCCGUCGCGGCGAGCGAACAGAGCGAGGAACCCGGGAUCGCGAAGAACGCGCAGCACCGCUGGUUCGCGCUCGCGACGAACACGAUGAUCGACGUUGGUUUCGUCGUCGGCGCCUUCGUCCCGCUCGUGCUCUGGUGGAUCUUCGGCGACAACCACCUCCGCGCGGUGUGGAGGCUCUCGCUCGGGCUCGGCGUCAUCCCAGCGCUUGCGGUGUUCGUGUGGCGUCUGCGGAUGGAGGAGCCCACGCGCUACAAGGAGAGCUCGAUCACGCGCGGUCGCAUCCCGUACUUCCUCAUCCUCAAGCGCUACUGGAAGGGCCUUCUCGGCGUCUGCAUCUCCUGGUUCCUGUACGACUUUAUCGUCUACCCCUUUGGCCUCUACUCGUCCACCAUCACCGACAACAUUACCGGCGGCGACUCCCGGCUCAGCGUCGUCUUCGGUUGGUCUGUCGUCAUCAACUUGUUCUACAUUCCGGGCACCGUCGGCGGCGCGUUCCUCGUUGACUACCUGGGCCCGAAGAACACGAUGAUCUUCGGGCUCAUCAUGCAGGCCAUCAUCGGCUUCAUCAUGAGCGGCGCCUACCAAGCGCUCACCAAGCACAUCGCCGCCUUCGCCGUCGUCUACGGCAUCUUCCUCUCCUUCGGCGAGGUCGGCCCCGGUAACUGCCUCGGCAUGCUCGCGGCGAAGUCGGGCCCGACCGCCGUCCGUGGCCAAUACUAUGGCUUCGCCGCUGCCGUGGGCAAGAUCGGCGCGUUCGUCGGGACGUGGGUGUUCCCCCCCAUGAUCAAGGCCUUCGGCGGCUCGGGCACCGCGCGCGGCAAUACCGGCCCCUUCUGGGUCGGCUCCGGCCUCGCGAUCUUCUCCGCCCUCGUCGUGUUCUUCCUCAUCAAGCCGCUCACGCACGACGGCAUGGUUGCCGAGGACAUCGCGUUCCGCGAGUACCUCGAGGCGCACGGGUACGACACCUCGCUCAUGGGUCUCGGCGGCUCGUCCGACUCGCUCGCGCCCCAGUCCGACGCGCCGUCGAUCGUGGACGAGAAGGCGGCGCCGGAGAAGGUGUCGGAGAAGGCGGUUUGAGCGAGCGGGGGCGUCCGCACGCAUACCCAGGCGUCAAAAAAAACUGAUUAUUUAAGUAAUGUUGUAAUGACGGUCACGUCUUUCUUGCUACGGAUGGUAGAUCGGUGUUGUGUUAUAAUUUCAUGCUGUGCGCUCGAGCAAUAUAGCGACGUAUGCUCGUCAUCUU